AAAGAGAGAGCAAAAGAGUAUAUUGAACGCCACAGCAGCUAAUCAAAAGUUAUUGAAACCAUAAAACAUUCCAAAUGGUUAGGUAGUAAUAUCAUAUCAGUCGUUCUCACUGCAUUGCACUCUGAACACCUCUGAACGAGCGUAGCUAGAAGCGAAACUAGCAGUAAUAAUGACGCGACCAGGUGCGCAGCUGGCACUUUCAAUUCUUGUGGGCGCAAUGCUCACAGUGGAACAACUGGUUACAGCUGGCGUUCCACUCAGCAGAUUCGACGCUCUUGUCAACAAAAGGUCCGAGCCGGCGGACGAAACACUUGGCCUCUAUGACGAUCAAGAUAAGGUGGUCAAGUUGACGGUGGGUAAUUUCAAUGAAACGGUGCUGGAACAAAAUCGCGGUUCGCUUGUCGAAUUCUACAACACGUAUUGCGGACAUUGCAGACGCUUUGCGCCCACGUAUAAGGAGUUGGCGCAGCAAUUGCACGCUUGGCAUGAUGUGGUCAUUGUGAGUGCCAUUGACUGUGCCGCUGAGGAGAACAACGGCAUCUGUCGCACCUACGAAGUGAUGGGCUAUCCAACUUUGCGUUAUAUGCCACCCGGAUUCCACCCCAAUGAUCAGCAAUACGGUCACAAAAUUGAGUCACAAAAACCCGAGGAAAUACGCAAUAUGUUGGCCGUCUUAGUGGCUGCCGAAAAUCAAACGGUUAAUAACACUUUGUGGCCCAACUUUACCCCAGUCAUCGAUGCCGAAGUCUCACUAUUCGAGGGUGUGAACAGCCAACGACAGUUUGUUGCCCUGAUCCAUGAGCCGGAGAACUCAACGCUGGCCAUUCAAACAGCGCUCUUCUUGCUGCAAUGGCCUGUGGUCCAGGUGCGUCGUUUCAACGAGGCUGCCGUUGCUGCCAAAUACAAACUGGACACCUCAAAGGAUGUGAUCGCCCUCGUGGACCGCAAGGGCGUUGUUAAGACUCUUUUGCCGACUGCACCCACCAGCGAGGUCUAUGCCAAGACCAUUGAGACGGCGCUUACUGCACUAAAUUUCGCGCCGCGACUUGAGCUUUUAGCAGCAGACGAUCACCAACAGCAGGCGAGCACCACGGCAAAGAGUGGAGCCCUCAACGACAUUAUCAAGCAGGUGCGUCGCAACAAACACCUCAUUUACCAGGCCGAUCUGGAGAUGGCCAUACGCACUAUACUGCACAACGAGGUACCCAAGGUGAAUGAGAUUGGUGGCGAACGUUUGCUGGCAUUGCAACGAUUCCUGACCGUGCUGCAGCGCUAUAAUCCCCUGGGCACCAAUGGACGGCAGCUUGUGUCCAAGCUGAAAGAUUACGUGGUGCAGUUCAAUCAGCAGCUGCCAGGCAAAUCUUUCGAACAGGAGCUGCAGCGUCUGGAGGCCAAACUGGCGCCCAUCUACUCGGCCACCCACUUUGUUGGAUGCAUUGGCUCCAGUCCGCAUUUGCGUGGCUACAGCUGCUCGCUGUGGACGCUCUUCCACUUUAUGAGCGUGCAGGCAGCGAAGAACGAAGCGGCACAGGAUCCACUGGAGGUCCUGCAGGCUAUGCAUGGCUACAUCAAGAACUUCUUUGGCUGCACCGAUUGCAGCGAACACUUUCAGGCAAUGGCGUCGCGACGCAAAAUCUGGAAUGUGACAUCAAAGGACGAAGCCGUGCUGUGGCUGUGGGAAGCCCAUAAUGAGGUGAAUCAGCGCCUGGCCGGCGACGCCACCGAGGAUCCGCAAUUCCUCAAAGUGCAGUUCCCCAGUGCAAGCAGCUGUGCGCAAUGUCGUCGCAAUGCAACAACAACCUCAACUGCAUCGAAAUCCAAUGCGGACAUUACUUGGAACAAGGAUGCUGUCUUGAGUUUCCUUAAGAAUAUCCAUAAUCCGGAGUUUGUAAGUCGCUACGGGGUGCAGCGAGAGGAGCUGCUGCAUGAGACCCUGGACACGAUGCGGCAGAAACGCCAAAUCGCAAACGUCUUCUCUGACAUGGACAUGCGAAUGGGCAUGUUUCUAUAUGCCUUCUGCAUUAUCAUGAUGGUGGUGGCCUUCAAGCUAUUUGCCUUCAAAGGUGGUUAUCGCAAGAAGCCCUAUGGACACGAUAUGCUUGGCAAGGUGUAAAUUUUAAUCGUUGUCAAACUCAGGGGAGGACAAUGCACUCCAUUUAAAAGACGCGGACACCAAAAGUGAUCGGAAUUUUUAUAUGUAUAUCGAAAGCACUUCUGAAUGUUUUUUUGUAUGUAGCCCACAGUUAUAUUUAAGAUCAAAGUGUAUAUAUCAAUAAUCUUCCAGUUGUAAUCUAUAGAAUUGCAUUCGCUUUUAUAAAAAUUACGUAUCGAUAUGUACCUUCGUUUUCCA
This is a messenger RNA of Drosophila nasuta, 2350 nucleotides long. RefSeq names its product Quiescin sulfhydryl oxidase 1 (gene Qsox1). The coding region runs from base 170 to 2113 and encodes 647 amino acids. Gene Ontology annotation, molecular function: protein disulfide isomerase activity; flavin-dependent sulfhydryl oxidase activity. The record is from RefSeq and is a predicted model, not a curated record. NCBI's taxonomy places the organism in Eukaryota, Metazoa, Arthropoda, Insecta, Diptera, Drosophilidae. The transcript has 2 exons. Gene Ontology annotation, biological process: protein folding. Gene Ontology annotation, cellular component: Golgi membrane.